This is a messenger RNA of Salvelinus sp. IW2-2015, 914 nucleotides long. RefSeq names its product membrane-associated progesterone receptor component 1. NCBI's taxonomy places the organism in Eukaryota, Metazoa, Chordata, Actinopteri, Salmoniformes, Salmonidae. Gene Ontology annotation, cellular component: membrane; endomembrane system; endoplasmic reticulum. The record is from RefSeq and is a predicted model, not a curated record.
AGAUGAAAGGGGAAACCUUAUAAUAAGGCAUCGUUGGUACGUAGCCUACAGUCCCACCCAAGCAUAGAGAAACAAACAUGGCUGAUACAGAGACAGCCGAGGAAUCUUCUUCAGGAAUUUUGCAAGAAAUGUUCACGUCCCCGUUGAAUUUGAGUCUGCUUGGCCUAUGCAUAUUUAUUUUACUCAGAAUCUUCUGCGGAGACAAGCCUGCAGACAAGGGCGAGGUUGAGGAACCUCUGCCUAAACUCAAGAACAGAGAUUUCACUUUAGCGGAGCUGCAACCGUACGAUGGGCUUCAAAAUCGAAGAAUUCUCAUGGCUGUCAAUUCAAAGGUGUUUGAUGUAACCACAGGAAAGAAAUUAUACGGGCCAGUGGGUCCAUAUGGAUUGUUGGCUGGUAAAGAUGCCUCCAGGGGCCUGGCCACUUUCUGUCUGGAGAAGGAGGCCCUGAAAGACACACACGAUGACCUCUCGGACCUCAAUGCCAUGCAACAGGAGAGCCUCAAUGAAUGGGAGACCCAGUUCACCCAAAAGUAUGACUAUGUUGGCAAACUUCUGAAACCUGGAGAGGAACCCUCUGAGUACACUGAUGACGAGGAGGUCAAGGACAAAAAUAAGGACUAGAACUCACAAGUGCACACAGGAAAUUCAGAUGCUUUAAUUAUUUUGGAUCAUGUGAUCCAUAUUGGCUUGUGGUGCGGCCAUUGAGCGAAAUGCUUUCUCCUGGAUGGCUUUUGCAUUAUAUCAUUGUCAUGGACCAUCACCUCUUAUGCUAUGUUUAAUAUGCCACAGACCUUAAAGCCGCAAUCAGCAGUUGAAACAAUAACAAAGCAUUAUCAAGCCCCUGUUUAGGUAAAAAAGAAUCUGGAUGCAGCGACUGACCAUCCAUGAUAUUAAAUUAUAGUUUUAACUAUG